Mycena indigotica is the source of this 639-nucleotide messenger RNA. RefSeq lists its product as uncharacterized. The transcript is spliced from 4 exons. Bases 1 to 639 code for a protein of 212 amino acids. NCBI's taxonomy places the organism in Eukaryota, Fungi, Basidiomycota, Agaricomycetes, Agaricales, Mycenaceae. The record is from RefSeq and is a predicted model, not a curated record.
AUGUGUGUUGCAAACGAAUCUUCUCCUACCACACGACAUAAGCGCUCUGUUCUUGAAGCCAUGAUCAUCACGACAUUGCUUCAUGAACUUGCCCACACAUGGUUGCGCCAUAUCCUUGCCGACACUCUCACACCACAAGAAAUGAAAGUUUGGGAAACGCCCGAAAAUCACCCGUAUGACCCAAUCGGUGAAUCGGGACACCAGCUCGAAAGCUACUUGCUGCAGGGCACACUGUAUUGUUGUUGGGAUGAUGAUGACACAUUUCUUAUCGACCGAUUCCACCGUAUCAUCGACCUUUACUUUCAAACCAACGGUGCUGAGCACUUCUAUGCUAUCACGUGGUCCGGACUCGAAAGCUUCAGUCUGAACUUGCACUCUACACCGAUGACUACCUCCUUGACAGAGGUUAUGCAGACGUUGGGCGCAGCGAUCGACUCUUCAGAACAGUUGUCAAAGAGUGUUGCUCGCACUUCAGGACUGUCGCUCCAGCGCGUUGGCAACUAUGACCCUCAAUCACAACUCCAGUCGAUGCCCCUUGUGGACAUCAGUCCGUAUCCAGCAAUCCACGACCACCUUGCCUUCACUGGACCGACGCGUGGCUGUGGGAUGCGUGUAGAAGAUAGAGGGGAAUUGUGCUAG